Macrobrachium nipponense is the source of this 468-nucleotide messenger RNA. RefSeq names its product tetranectin-like. The transcript has 4 exons. Bases 1 to 468 code for a protein of 155 amino acids. NCBI's taxonomy places the organism in Eukaryota, Metazoa, Arthropoda, Malacostraca, Decapoda, Palaemonidae. The record is from RefSeq and is a predicted model, not a curated record.
AUGAUGUUUGUUGUGAAGAGAUUAGCUGGCCAAGCAAUAAUGGCGUUUGUGGAUGUCGCUCAGUGUCCCGAUCCGUACGUUCCACUUGAUGAAUCUCGGUGCAUUUUGCUGGAUGCCUUUGUCACUCGAACUUACCGGGAAGCCAUCGACUACUGCAAGACUCAUGGAGGAGACUUGCUCAUGAUGGACGACUGUGAAACAGUGGGAUUGGUAUAUGAUUUCAUUUACAGCGGAGCGGGGAUGGCUGAUAAACAUUACUGGCUUGGUGCCAGCGACGAGGAGGAGGAAGGAACGUGGAAGUUUGUCGACAACAGGCCAGUACCAAUGGGUACUCCAUUUUGGGGUCCAAACCAGCCUGACAACGGAGAGACGCAUAACUGCGCCAUUCUGCACGUCAUUUAUAAUCAAAGGUGGUUCGACAUACCCUGCAGCAACUCCUAUAACGUUAUUUGUCUCAGAAAACUUUAG